GGCGGAGCUUCACUGUAGCAGUAGGUCAGCGCUACUGUGUAAAUCAGCCACAGAUUCCCAGUAUGACGUGAAAAAGUGGUUUAUUAAACCACAUUACCCGGACUGGGGGGUUUAACCGACCACAGAGCAGCUCGGUCUGGUGGUGUACAGGCGUUUAGAAGCGAGCCAUGGAUACCACCACCUCCCUGAAGAUGACCUCCCUGGCUGUCCAGACUCUGUUCAGCUACGUGGAGGAGGAGAACCUGGCGGCCAUCAAAGCACAUCUGGACAAGUUCAAAGAUGUGGACAGCAGGAGCGAUAAUGGACAGACUCCCCUGAUGGUGACGGCUGAGCAGGGCAAUCUGGAGAUACUACAAGAGCUCAUUAAGAGAGGAGCCAACGUGAACUUGGAUGAUGUGGACGGCUGGACGGCGUUGAACUCGGCAGCUAAAGAGGGCCACAUUGAGGUGGUGAGGGAACUGUUGGAGAACAAUGCCAACCUGGAACAUCGAGACAUGGGGGGCUGGACCGCUCUCAUGUGGGCCGGCUAUAAAGGGAGCACGGAAGUGGCCCAGAUGCUCUUGGAAAAAGGAGCUAACCCCAACAUCACUGGACAGUACAGCGUCUACCCUAUUAUCUGGGCGGCUGGUCGCGGCCACGCAGAGAUCGUCCAUCUCCUGCUGCAGCACGGAGCCAAGGUCAACUGCUCAGACAAGUAUGGCACCACUCCUUUAAUUUGGGCUGCCAGGAAGGGCCAUUAUGACAGUGUGAUGCACCUUCUGGAAAACGGAGCUGAUGUGGACCAGGAAGGAGCCAAUUCAAUGACAGCUCUGAUUGUGGCCGUGAAAGGCGGCUACACAGAAGUUGUCAAGGAGCUGCUGAAGAGGAACCCAAAUGUCAACAUGACGGACAAGGACGGCAACACAGCCCUGGCCAUUGCUGCCAAGGAGGGACACACUGAGAUUGUACAGGACCUGCUGGACGCCGGCACCUACGUCAAUAUCCCAGACAGGAGUGGGGAGACGAUGCUGAUCGGAGCAGUGCGAGGAGGUCAUGUGGAGAUAGUCCGAGCUCUGCUGAACAAAUACGCUGAUAUUGACGUCAGGGGCCAGGAUGGAAAGACUGCCCUCUACUGGGCAGUAGAGAAAGGCAACGCGACCAUGGUGAGAGACAUCCUGCAGUGUAACCCUGAAACAGAGAGCUGCACAAAGGAGGGAGAUACCCCACUUAUCAAAGCCACGAAGAUGCGGAACAUAGAAAUUGUGGAGCUGCUGCUGGAUAAAGGAGGCAAAGUGUCUGCAGUCGACAAGAAAGCAGACACGCCGCUCCACAUUGCCAUCCGAGGUCGGAGCCGGAAAUUGGCCGAGCUGCUUUUGAGGAACCCUAAAGACGGCCGCCUGCUUUACCGGCCCAACAAAGCCGGAGAGACCCCGUACAACAUCGACUGCACCCACCAGAAAAGCAUCCUCACUCAGAUAUUCGGAGCCAAGCACCUCUCCCCGUCGGAGACAGAAGGAGACAUGUUGGGUUAUGACCUGUAUAGCAGCGCUCUAGCAGACAUCCUGAGCGAGCCCACCAUGCAGCCGCCGAUCUGUGUUGGAUUGUAUGCUCAGUGGGGCAGCGGCAAGUCUUUCCUUCUUAAGAAACUGGAGGACGAGAUGAAGACAUUUGCUGGCCAGCAGAUAGAGCCGUUGUUCCAGUUUUCGUGGCUGGUGGUCUUCCUCACCCUAGUACUCUGUGGCUCACUAGCUGUGGUCCUGGGCUUCACUGUUGAUUCGAAGCUGGCAAUCGCUGUGUCCCUCAGCCUCCUCGCCCUGCUCUACAUCUUCUUUGCGCUGGUUUACUUUGGAAGCCGUCGGGAGAGGGAAAGUUGGAACUGGGCGUGGUUCAUCAGCACCCGUCUGGCUCGCCAGGUGGGCUACCUGGAGCUGCUGCUCAAACUGAUGUUUGUCAACUCGCCUGAGCUUCCUGAGCAGACGACACGUGCCUUGCCUGUCAGGUUCUUGUUCACAGAUUAUAAUCGCUUAUCCAGCGUUGGAGGAGAGACGUCCAUGGCUGAGAUGGUUGCCACGCUCUCAGAUGCCUGUGAGAGGGAGUUUGGCUUCAUGGCCACAAGACUCUUCAGGGUUUUCAAGAAUGAUGAGAUCCAAGGUCAAAAGUGGAAGAAAACCUGUUGCGUUCCCUCCUUCGUGCUGUUUGGCUUGACAAUAGGCUGCCUGAUCACCGGUAUGGCCCUGCUGGUCAUCUUUAAGGUGGACCCUCAUAACUUGACGGUAAAUGCAGUGCUGAUAGCCAUGGCCAGUGUUGUGGGUCUGGCUUUACUGCUGAACUGCAGGACCUGGUGGCAAGUGGCCGAUUCCGUCCUGAACUCCCAGAGGAAACGCCUGCACAGCGCUGCCAACAACCUGCACAAACUCAAGAGUGAAGGAUUUAUGAAGGUUCUGAAGAACGAGGUGGAACUAAUGUCAAAAAUGGCCAAGACCAUUGAUGGUUUCACCCAGAACCAGACGCGUAUGGCCGUCAUCAUCGAUGGCCUGGAUGCCUGUGAGCAGGACAAAGUGCUGCAAAUGUUGGACACGGUCAGGGUACUCUUCUCCAAAGGCCCCUUUAUCUCCAUCUUUGCCAGCGAUCCCCAUAUCAUCAUAAAAGCUAUCAACCAAAACCUCAACAGUGUGCUGAGAGACUCCAACAUCAACGGCCACGACUACAUGAGGAACAUCGUCCACCUUCCAGUGUUCCUCAACAGCAGGGGCCUCAGUACUUCCAAAAAGCUUUGCAUGGCAGCCCCCACCAAUGGAGAGGCAAUGCCUGCUGAAGGAUGGCACGACGAAUUGGACAGGAAGUUGUCUCAGACCACCCUGGGCCAAGACCAGGCCAAGUUUGGCAGCAAGAAUGCCCUUAAUCGCAGGGACACAUACAGACGUCGCCAGAUGCAGAGGACCGUCACCAGACAGAUGUCAUUUGACCUCACCAAGCUGCUGGUGACUGAAGACUGGUUCAGUGACAUUAGCCCACAGACCAUGAGGAGGCUGCUCAACAUUGUUUCUAUCACAGGUCGUCUUUUGCGAGCCAAUCAGAUCAUUUUCAGCUGGGAUCGUCUUGCGUCAUGGAUCAACCUGACAGAGGAGUGGCCUUACAGGACGUCAUGGAUCAUUCUGUUUCUGGAGGAGACCGACGGAGUGUCUGACCAGAUCCCUCUCAAGACCAUUUAUGAGAGAAUCUCCAAGAGCAUCCCCACCACCAAAGACGUAGAGCCACUGCUGGAGAUCGAUGGAGACAUCCGCAGCUUUGAGGUCUUCCUCUCCUCAAGGACGCCUGUCCUCACUGCCAGAGAGGUGGAGAUGUUCCUGCCCUGCACCGUCAACCUGGACCCCAAACUCAGGGAGAUCAUAGCAGAUGUGCGUGCGGCCAGGGAGCAGAUACACAUGGGGGGAGUGACCUAUCCCACGCAGCCACUGCAAGAGGCAGUGCCCCGGCCCCAGUCAGGUUAUGGGCAGCCUCCCUCCGCCUGCUCGCCGGCAGGCUCCUUCGCUGGAUCCCUGCCUCCUCCGCCCCACAGUGCCUACUUCAGCGGGAUGACUGGACCGCAGCAUCCCUUCUACAACCGGCCUUAUUUCCCACAUCAUGUGUAUCACCUGCCACGGCAUUACUCCCACCAUGCCCCCCCAUCCUCGCAUCUCUUCUUUAAACCAACUGGCCUACCUAAGGACAACAAUGGACUUCAUUUAAAGUCGCUGCCUUACAAAUUAAAGAAGGUCUCUGCCGGAGCCCUGCUCAGCUCGAUGAACACAGAUGCCGUGUGUGAGCGUCUCAAACAGAUGGAUGGAAUCGACUCCAGCAUGCUGCCUCAAUACACCUCCAUCAUCAAGAAGGCCAAUGUAAACGGCCGCGUGCUGUCUCAGUGUAACCUGGAUGAGUUGAAGAAGGAGAUGGAGAUGAACUUUGGCGACUGGCAGCUCUUCAGGGGAAUGGUGAUGGAGCAACGUCAUGAUGAAAGCCAGGCUGUGCUUCAGGACGAGUCCCGGGCUGUGAGCGAGCAGGGCAGCAGCGUGCAGCACGUGGAGCCCGGCAGGCGCCCGGGAGGAGCCCCGUCGGAGGCGGCGGCGUUCAGCCUCAACCUCAGCUUCGAGGAGCUCAGCGGGGCCGGGCUGGAGGAGCCGCCGAGAAACAGCACCAACUUGCACUGGCCGGUGGCAAAUCACCGCACCUCCAGCAUGUCCAGCCUCAACUCCCAGGAAUCCUCCAAUGACAUCUGCAAGCUGACAGACAAGCAGCAGGCGGAGUACAGUGAUGCCUACAGGGAGUACAUCGCUCAGAUGGCCCAGGUGGAGAUGUCCGGCAGCGGAGGGGAGCGGCCCGUGCAGCCCCACCCCGGCCAGUUCCUGCAGGCUGCCAGCUCCGAGGACAGAGGGGCUAAGGAAGGAGCUGACCAAGACGGCCGCAAGUCCCUCAGCAAGAGAGGCUCCAAGACUAGUGAUGCCACAGACUUCGCCUCAGGGGCCGAUGCCCCGCCCCUGGACCCCAUCAGUGAAGAGGAUGAGAAGCUGGACCACAGCUCAUCCUCCAGGACCCCGGGCCCCAGGAAGAAGGCAGCGGGGUCGUACUACCACAAGCUUCCCAACGAUGAAGACUCUGGCCCAGACGACGCUGACAACACCACACCUCUCCUCCACCAAGAGGCUCAUUCAUCCCACAGAGCCUCCCAGCCCGCCGGCUUCCUCCCCGAGAUCCUCCUGGAUAAGAAGGACUCGUCUGACUCGGGGAUGCGCUCCAGCGACAGCUCCUCGGACCGCUCCUCGGACCGCUCCCUGGAGGAGGCUCAAGGUGACGCUGGCGCAGAUGGAGAUGCUAUGAAGCCCGGGAUGUUUGAGCUGGAGCUGGAGGGCCUGGUGAAGAAGAGAGGCCUCCUCCCCAGCAGCCUGAGUGGCCUGCACGACGCCACAGUGGCCCGCAUGUCCAUCUGCUCCGAGGCUCCGUCCGAGGCCAGCCUGAUGGCCAGCAGCCCCGACGAGGGAUGGCCGUCCGGCGACAUUGGCAACCUCAACCGCACGGCCAGCAACACCACGCUGAACAACAACACAAGCAGUCCCACUGACACCAACACAAACACCAACAACAGCCGUCAGCAGCAGGCCAACAUCGCGGGCACACAGUCCACCACCAACAUCUCACCGGCUGUCGUCAUCAGCCCCGGCAGCAGCGGCGGCACCACGACCGCCACCAUCCACAACCAGAACCUGCUGAGCAUCAGCCUGGGAGACGAGAGGGAGAGCGUCCUCUGAGCAGGAGCCACACGUGUUUGUUGUUCCGAUGAGCGGCGUGUAGGCUGCUCUUCUUGAUGUUGUCGUUUGAUGUUGUGACGUCUUUCAAAAGAAUUCGAGUCGAGUAGUGUUUCAAUGUUUGGAAGAAAGUGUAGGAAACCAGCUGUGAGUAGUACUAGGAUACAUCUGUAGUUACAUUAGUAUUUAAUUACACCAGGAGAGGCUUUAGUCAGGUCAAAUCUGGGAUGUUUCACCUUCCCUUGUGUUACGAUGCGUGUGCCUCUCCUGUGUUUGAAUAGUUACUGUGCGAUUUCUCUCACAUGAACGUUCUGCUGUCGUGUGGAAAUAAUGUGUCUUAUGUUACUUGUUGUGGACAAAUUGUUGGAGGCGCCGUUUCGGGAAACGAUUAAAAAUAUUAAAUAGAUUUUAGAUAGAUGGCUUAGCAGACAGUGGUAUGGUGUUGUUGGUAUUUUCUGUGGUAGAAGAAAGCGCAUGCACUCGACUCCAGCGCGGUAUCGGCCUUUUCCGAAAUCCCUUGUGAAACUGUGUUUUGUGAAUCAAUAAACUUGUGGACUCUGUGGA
Molecule: messenger RNA, 5822 nt
Organism: Pleuronectes platessa (European plaice)
Lineage: Eukaryota; Metazoa; Chordata; Actinopteri; Pleuronectiformes; Pleuronectidae
Gene: kidins220a
Product: kinase D-interacting substrate 220a
Exons: 32
Coding region: 168-5261 (1697 amino acids)
Molecular function (GO): protein binding
Source: RefSeq, a predicted model, not a curated record